Molecule: messenger RNA, 936 nt
Organism: Solanum tuberosum (potato)
Lineage: Eukaryota; Viridiplantae; Streptophyta; Magnoliopsida; Solanales; Solanaceae
Product: probable disease resistance protein At1g61310
Exons: 2
Coding region: 240-581 (113 amino acids)
Source: RefSeq, a predicted model, not a curated record
AUAUAUAAAUAAAUGUGUGUAAGCAGUUUUGGCUUGUCCACUUAUGACCUAGUGUUUUGUUCCAAUAGCUCCAACUCUAUCUGCAACAAUGUUUGCAGGUUUUUUGUCCCAACCUGGAAGACCUAUACAUCCAUGGCCUUAAAAGCAUAAGUGCUCUAUGCUCUCACCAACUUCCAACUGACUACUUCACCAAACUUCAAACAUUGUUUGUAUCAUUUUGUGGAAAAUUGAGAAACUUGAUGUCUCCAUCAGUGGCCACAGGUCUUUUGAAUCUCCGAAUGCUAUGGAUACAAGACUGUGAAUCAAUGGAAGAAGUGAUCACAAAAGAGGAACAAGAAGGAGCAGGAAUCAUGACCUUAUUUCCACUCUUAGAACAGCUGCAUCUUAUUCGUCUGCCUAAGUUGGGGCAUUUCUUUCUGACAAACCAUGCCCUUGAAUUUCCAUAUCUAAGAAAUGUGGAAAUUGAUGACUGCCCUGAAAUGAAGACGUUUGUUCAACAGGGAAUAUCUGAACAAGAAGCUAGUGAUGACUACGAAGCUAGUGAUGACGACGAAGCUGAACCUAGUCAUGCCAGAAGUUAGGAAGCUGGUAAGAAAAACUCAAUGAAAUAAUGCAAGUAAAACCUUGAACAUCACCUGAUACCUAUGCUCGUGAUGGAGGUAAUUAACAAGGAGAGGCAGAUCUACAUUAUUGUAACCUAUCGGUUCAUGUCAACCUACUAGCUAUUGGCUAUAGAUCUAGUAUAUGUAUUAGUAAUAUCUAAAAAAUAGUUGAUUGUCAUAUAAACUUGAGGUCACUGCAGAAUUCUGUAAGCUAUAAAUUUGGAUCCGCCUGUGAUUCUAAGUUCAUCUUUCAUUAUAUUUAACAACUAAUAUGUAGAUUUAUUUUCUCAUGUCAUCUUGCAUUCUACAUUGUUUUGAAAGAUUGAUCACAUCA